Messenger RNA from Anolis sagrei ordinatus, 552 nucleotides. The record is from RefSeq and is a predicted model, not a curated record. Lineage: Eukaryota; Metazoa; Chordata; Lepidosauria; Squamata; Anolidae.
GGGAGCCCUUUUCGUUCUGCGCCUGCGCAUUUCAGUUCAACAGCCAGCAUGGAGACAGAAGGGACUUAUGAGCCAGGCUUUGUAGGGAUUCGCUUCUGCCAGGAAUGCAACAACAUGUUAUACCCCAAGGAAGACAAAGAGAACCGGAUCCUUCUCUAUGCGUGCCGGAAUUGCGACUACCAACAAGAAGCGGACAAUAGCUGCAUCUACGUCAAUAAGAUCACCCAUGAAGUCGAUGAAUUAACCCAGAUCAUCGCCGACGUUUCCCAAGACCCGACUCUGCCGCGAACAGAAGACCAUCCCUGUCAGAAAUGCGGCCACAAGGAAGCGGUGUUUUUCCAGUCGCACAGUGCAAGGGCUGAGGAUGCCAUGCGGCUGUAUUACGUCUGCACUGCUCCGCACUGCGGUCACCGUUGGACGGAGUAAAACAUUCCUGUCUUGGAAGCAGAACGAUCCUUUUAUCUACUCCCUUUUCUCUCCUUACUCCUCUUUCUCGGACUUACUGCCUACUUUGUUGUUUUACCCUAAGAAUAAAAAUACUUUAUUUUCUAU